This is a messenger RNA of Dreissena polymorpha, 2229 nucleotides long. RefSeq names its product cationic amino acid transporter 4-like. The record is from RefSeq and is a predicted model, not a curated record. Gene Ontology annotation, biological process: amino acid transport; transmembrane transport. Lineage: Eukaryota; Metazoa; Mollusca; Bivalvia; Myida; Dreissenidae. Gene Ontology annotation, molecular function: amino acid transmembrane transporter activity. Bases 267 to 2186 code for a protein of 639 amino acids. The transcript is spliced from 5 exons. Gene Ontology annotation, cellular component: plasma membrane.
GAUCGUUACAAAGGAUUUGUAAACGGGAUAGAUUUACAUAUCUUUGAAGAAAGUGUAUAAAAUGCUGUGUCUAUAUUUAGCUUUGGUUUGAAAACAAAAUUAUUCAACCGGUUAUAAGCUAGCCCGUUAAGAUGUACUACAAUUUCGAGUGCUAUGUUAAAGAAUGUUGACUUUCGGUUAAAUUCCUACAAAAACUUGUGAAUUAAUGUCGCGAUAAAUAUGAUGAUGUUUAAUUCCACGACCACUUCAUAACGGAAAGCGUAGCAAUGGCAGCAAAGGUCAAGGGCACACUGGCCUCCUUCUGGGACACAAUAUGCCGGAAAAAGACGAUCACCGACGACUUUCACGACACCCCUUUGAAGAAAUGCCUCAGCACUUUCGAUAUGACCCUCCUUGGCGUGGGACAAAUGGUCGGAGCAGGCAUUUAUGUUCUAACAGGUACUGUGGUUAGGGAUCUAGCAGGCCCGGCCGCCAUAUUGUCCUACAUGUUUGCGGGCAUCGCUUCCAUCCUCUCCGCGCUCUGUUACGCCGAGUUUGGCGCACGGGUACCAAAGGCUGGCUCCGCGUACUCGUAUACAUACAUAGCCAUCGGCGAGGUUUGGGCGUUCGUGAUUGGCUGGAACAUAGUCCUCGAGCACCUCUUAGGCUCCGCCUCUGUGGCUCGAGCGUGGAGUGGAGCAAUAGACUCGCUGUUCAGCGGAGGAAUACGGAAAUACACGCUGGAACACGUGGGCUAUCUUGCGCAUGGCUCGCAGUGGAUUUCGGAAUACCCGGAUUUUCUCGCCAUGGCCAUCACGAUCCUGAUAUUUUUAGUGAUCACAACAGGAGCGAAAUUCACGGUGCAUUUAAAUACCGUGUUCACCAUAUUUAAUUGCGUAGUGAUCCUUUUCCUCGUCUGCGCUGGCUUCGCGUUUGCAGACGGAAGAAAUUGGUCGGAACAUGGCGGAUUCUUUCCGUACGGAUUCGGCGGGUCUCUGGCCGGGGCCGCCACGUGUUUCUAUGCUUACAUCGGCUUCGAGGGCAUAGCAGUGUCCGGUGAAGAAGCAAAGAAUCCAGAAAAAUCCAUACCCAUAGCAACCAUUACCUCCUUGGCGAUUGUGUCAUUAAUUUACAUCCUGGCAACCACGGCCCUAACGCUCAUCGUGCCGUACACUCAAGUCGAUCCUUCCGCUGCAUUCCCGAUGGCUUUUGCAACGCGCGGUAUAACGUGGGCGAAAUACAUUGUCGGAAUCGGCACCUUAUUCGGGAUAACUACUUCUUUACUCGGAUGCGCAUAUUCGCUGCCGCGCGCCGUGUAUGCAAUGGCCCAAGACGGACUUCUUUUUAGAUGUUUGGCUUACGUGUACCCAAGAUUUCAAACCCCCGUGUUGGCCAUAGCUGUGUUUGGAACCAUCGCCGCAAUAAUGGCGUUGUUGUUUGAAAUCACAACAUUAGUCGAAUUCAUGUCCAUCGGGACACUGACCGCAUACACGAUUGUUUCCGCGAGCGUGAUAAUAUUGCGAUAUCUUCCGGUCUACAAAUGUCAGUUCCAACUGAAACCGGAAGAUGACGUCAUAAGCACUGCUGCGGAAUCUACCUCCAUGACUGAAGAGUCAUCCAUAAUCAAAAAGUCAAAAAGUCACGACGAUUUCGGUCAUCUGAAGCAAAAGCUGCGCGCUUUUCCGAUUCUCAACAAAUUCGAGCCCGGAAACGCCGUCAUGUUGGCGACCUUUCUCCUGAUCGUCAGCAUCAUAUGCCUGAACGCGACGCUUAUAUUCGCGUUUGAGUACUGGAGCACCGGAAGUUGGUGGGCGAUUCUCCUGAUCAUUAUCUUCGUCGCCAUGGUCGUCACGUGCUAUCUCGUCAUGGUCGCGCACGAAAAGAAUGACGCGUUCAUGACAUUUCAGAUUCCGUUGGUUCCCCUCAUUCCUGCGUUGAGCAUUGCGUGCAAUACUGCGCUGAUGAUGAAGCUGGGCCCAUUGACAUGGAUACGACUGGUCAUCUGGAUGGCUGUGGGCUUCGUUCUGUACUUCUGCUACGGCAUGCGACACAGCGUAGAGGGCAGGACCGGCACGAGUUACGGGCCCAUGGUGACGUAUGGCGGCGAGGCCGACCUGUCCCGUGGUACUCUCGAACACCUUGAGGAGGAGGUGGUACAACAACAACCCGUCAACAAGGACCCACCCCCUACCUACGGAAACUUAUAAUAGUGAGCUUGCAUAGUGAAACGAUACUUAAAAAAUAAUAUAU